GCAAGCCUGGGGGAGAGGGAUAGAUAGACCAGCCCCAGGGAGAAGGCUGCUUGCUAAGGACAGUGGCUGCCGGACAGCCACAAACAGCAGAACGCUCGCUGCUUGGAAGGGCUGGGACUGCACAUUUCCAGGCGGAUGCACUCGGGGGCUGCCCGAUUGUAAGCCCUGGAUGGAUGGCAGGGGGGGAGGAUUUGCUCCUUUCCCACAGAGCAGCUCAGCCUUGCCUGGGGCUGCAGUAAAAAGGAAAGUAUUUGCAGGAGGGAGGUACGGCAAGAGGAAGUCAGAUUCUCCUCCUGGGUUUGUCCGUUGAGCAUUCAUUGCUAUAGUGCUGCUUUUCUUUCGCAGUUUCUUUCCUUUCUGAGCAGUGAAAGGGUUAACUGUCUCCUGGAAAAGGUCUAGUGGACAAGCUACUAGACUUCCGAGCUUUGACAAUAGAAACCCCUAAUUGAGAGCCUUCCUUGGGAAGGGCUCCCAUCCCUGUUCUUCGCUGACUGACCUGUUUGUUUUGCUUGCACUGCCAAAGUGCAACCUUCUAGUAACAUUUCUCUUCCAAAUCAACUCAAAUCAAAAGAAACGCCUGCAGAUUCCCUGUGUUACCCACACGCGCGUAAGGCGAGUGGUUUGGUAACUGAUUGAUGAGAAACGUUUGGGGUUUCGUGAAUUAAAGGAAACUGGCAAGUUUGCAGAGGGGUGGUUCCUGCUAACAGACUCCCCUCGCAUUCAGCUGUAAAACAAGUCCCCCUUGAGGUCUGACAAUGCCUCCAAACCGCGAUAGACGUUAGGCGUUAAUUUUCUUGCCUACAGUUGGAAAUGUAGUUAAUCAGUUUGCGUAAGUGAAGGCUAAAGCUCUUGAAGUCGCCGACUUUGGAAAUACCCUAGAGUUUGACCUCUGACCUGCGACCGACAACAUGUGCCAGACCCAGAGCAUCCAGCACAAUGCGUGGUUUCAGUGUCUAACCUGGGGCAGGACAAAUAGACAAAUGUUUGCUGUUUCUUCUCUUUCCUCUCAUUCUAAUGAUUAAUCAUAUCUGAUCGCCCGCCCCCCUGCUUUAAUUCCAUCUUUUAUUUUUAAUUAUCCACCCUGACUGUUCUAUACACCCCUUGUUUUCCAGAAUAGCUUGAAUACCCAUGAAAUAUGCUCACGGCCAAACCCCGGAGGAGAAUCUCUCCUUGGGAGAUUCUACUUGAACAGUUUAGGCUUGCUGCUAUCCUGAAUCAUGCAUAUUAACUUACUUAAAAAGAACAAGAUCCGUUCAAAUCUUGAAGGCAAACAUUAAAUCUUCAUCCCAUUUCCUUGAACAGGUGGGGGACAAAGUCAGGAAAUGAGACACAAGACUUCUCUGGUAAUGAGGAAAAGAAAACGACUUUACAGAAACAUCCUGGAAAAGUCAAGUAGCUACCCCGGACACCAUGGUCACCACCACUCAGAAGCUGGGAAUCAUCCUCUGUUCUCUGGACUCCAUGAGCAGCCUCCCCAUGCAACUCCAGGUGGCCAUCUAAACGGACAGAUAAGACUGGGGUUACCUGGAGAAAUGUACGCCAGGUCUGAACAUUUCACUCAAGUACCAGCCUCCAGGACCGAUCCUUUUGCUGCUUCCUCGCUUCAUAGCUACGGUGGCAUGAAUCUGAACGUGAAUCUGGCUCCACACCACGGCCCUGGUGCUUUCUUUCGUUACAUGAGGCAGCCCAUCAAACAGGAACUCAUCUGUAAAUGGAUUGAGUUGGACCAGACUCCCAAAAAAUUAUGCUCGAAAACUUUCACCACAAUGCACGAGCUGGUGACUCAUGUCACAGUGGAGCAUGUUGGAGGACCCGAGCAGUCCAAUCACAUAUGUUUCUGGGAAGAGUGUCCAAGAGAGGGGAAACCUUUCAAAGCCAAAUAUAAACUUGUAAAUCACAUCAGAGUCCACACAGGUGAAAAACCCUUCCCCUGCCCUUUCCCAGGCUGUGGGAAAGUGUUUGCUAGAUCAGAAAAUCUCAAAAUACACAAAAGAACUCACACAGGAGAAAAACCAUUCAAAUGUGAAUUCGAAGGCUGUGACAGACGAUUUGCCAACAGCAGUGACAGGAAGAAGCACUCUCACGUGCACACCAGCGACAAACCCUACAACUGCAAAGUGAGAGGCUGCGACAAGUCCUACACCCACCCCAGUUCCUUGAGGAAACACAUGAAAGUGCACUGCAAAUCCCCUCCUCCGAGUUCAGGCUACGAGUCCUCCACACCUUCCCUGGUGUCUCCCUCCUCGGACUCCGGCCGGGACCCUCCUGCUUCCUGUUCUCACGCAGAGCCAGUAGCAUCGUCGCAAACUGCAGCUAACCUGAGCGAAUGGUACGUGUGUCAGAGCUCGGGGGCCAGUGGCAUCCCAACUCCUCCCAGUAACUCUCCGUCACCUAACCCGGGAGAGGCUUCUUACACGAACUGUGAGCCCAGGCCCAAUUAUUAGAAAUAAAUCAAUAAACAGAUAGCUCACACAGUCUGCAGUCUGGAUCUCAUCGAAUGGUCUCCUCUUGUUACUCUGCUACCUUUGCGAUGCAGAACCACUGUACCAAGACUGCCACAGUAGAGGGAACAAUCUUAUGCGAGGGGAUCAUAGAUAAUGUGAGCACCACACACGGGGAAUAAAAAAAGAGACAGAGGCGCUGCCCUGGCACAUGGCCUCUGCAGAGAAGAUACAUUGUAAAAUAAAUUAAACAGGUCUCUGUUACAAACUGCAUUUAUGGUACCAAGCACACGCGAAGGCAACUUCAGUCCGUCCGCAUUGCUUUUUGCAUCCUUAUACACACUCCUCUGGUCGUCUGGUUCUAAUAUGUUUACAAACUCAUCGAUUUUAAACAUCUUGUGUAUUAACGAACCAAAGUGUUUUAAUUCGGAUUUCUAGCUGUACAGGUUUUAUUGUCGAUGGUAUCUUGUGAUAGAGGUUUACUGUCAGUUUUGUUAGCCCACUAUUCUCUCUCGCUCUCUCUCUCUUUCUCUCUCUCGUGUAUAUAUAUAUAUAUA
This is a messenger RNA of Chrysemys picta bellii (western painted turtle), 2998 nucleotides long. RefSeq names its product Zic family member 4 (gene ZIC4). The record is from RefSeq and is a predicted model, not a curated record. Gene Ontology annotation, molecular function: DNA-binding transcription factor activity, RNA polymerase II-specific; RNA polymerase II cis-regulatory region sequence-specific DNA binding. Gene Ontology annotation, biological process: regulation of transcription by RNA polymerase II. Gene Ontology annotation, cellular component: nucleus. NCBI's taxonomy places the organism in Eukaryota, Metazoa, Chordata, Testudines, Emydidae.